Messenger RNA from Oreochromis aureus, 515 nucleotides. Its product is annotated as proteinase-activated receptor 3-like. The transcript is spliced from 2 exons. Gene Ontology annotation, molecular function: thrombin-activated receptor activity. The record is from RefSeq and is a predicted model, not a curated record. Bases 45 to 515 code for a protein of 156 amino acids. NCBI's taxonomy places the organism in Eukaryota, Metazoa, Chordata, Actinopteri, Cichliformes, Cichlidae. Gene Ontology annotation, biological process: positive regulation of Rho protein signal transduction; thrombin-activated receptor signaling pathway; blood coagulation. Gene Ontology annotation, cellular component: membrane.
AUGUAGAUUUGCACAUUUCUAUUCGAGGGAGAGAGAAACAAAAUAUGGGGAAGAUACUUGUUUUAUUUGUUUUUGCUCUCUGCAUAAGCGGUACACAGCUGAAAAAAGCAAAAAAGAGGUGGGGGGAGCAGAAAAACAGCUCUGAGGUUGCUUUUCCCAUGCCCAGAACAUUUAAAGGAACCCCAGUGAUUAACAUUCAGCCCUUCCUAAAUGGGACUCAGACUUCCUUUCUAACUUAUUCCCCUCCAGCUCUGCACUUGCUCAACAACAGCACCGUGGGGUACCUCGGUGGUUCUCUGAGCACCCGAGUCAUCCCCAUUAUUUACACAUUGGUGGUUACAGUUGGGAUUCCAGCCAACAUGUGUUUGCUAGUGACUAAAAUCAGAAAGGUGUCUUCUGCCAUCCUCUACUGCAGCCUGGCUGUCUCCGACCUCUUCCUCCUCCUCUCCCUCUUCUUUAAGGCUCACUACCAUUUCCAUGGAAACCACUGGGUUCUCGGAGAGACUGCUUGUUGA